Molecule: messenger RNA, 1548 nt
Organism: Uncinocarpus reesii 1704
Lineage: Eukaryota; Fungi; Ascomycota; Eurotiomycetes; Onygenales; Onygenaceae
Exons: 5
Coding region: 1-1548 (515 amino acids)
Biological process (GO): transmembrane transport; amine transport
Molecular function (GO): amine transmembrane transporter activity
Source: RefSeq, a predicted model, not a curated record
AUGGCUGUGAUACAGGAGGCAAAGUCCGACCCGGCGUCACACACAUCCUCGGUGACUGCGACCACCGCGCCCAUUCCCAGCCCGCCGUCUGACCCCCCAGCACCGUAUUCCGCCUUUUCGCCGGCACGACGACGCUUUAUCAUCGGCACCGUGACGGCGGUGGGAUUCUUCGGUCCUCUCUGCGGCGCAGUGUACCUGCCAUCCCUGGUUCUCUUCCAGCAGAUCUUCCACACCACCGUGACGGUGAUCAAUGCCUCGGUGUCGGUGUAUAUGGCGGUCUUCGCCAUUGCGGUUAGAUAUACCCUCGACAUACCUUGCCCAUUUUCGCAACAAGGCCUACUUGUCCGCAGUAAAGAACGCUCGCUGACCCCGCUGUUUGGCGCUGCCGCCGCCGAUUAUGGAGGCCGCAAGACCGUGUACAUGUUUGCACUUGGGAGUUUCCUGAUUUCAAAUAUCCUGCUGGCAGCGCUGCCACCGACACUGCCAGGGCUCUUUGUGCUGCGGAUAUUCCAAGCGUUUGGGUCGUGCAUCGUAACCUCCGUUGGUGCCGGUACGGUCGCAGACAUCAUUGAGCCAGCAAAACGGGCUUCGGCACUGGCGAUCUUCUUACUCGGACCACAGUUGGGCCCGAUCUUGGGUCCUUUGAUAGGUGGCCAGUUUGCGACCUUGUCACGAUGGCGGUGGGUGUUUGGCUUUCUCGCCCUCACUUGUGCGCCGCUUUACGUCUUGGUCCUUUUCUUCCUGCCAGAGACGCUACGAUGCCUGGUGGGCAAUGGCGAGAUCUACGCCAGCAGCAGCUGGUUUGCGAUGCCACGGCUACGACAGAAGCCCCUUGUUGAUCAGGGCCGGUUUCCCAAGCCCCCCAAACCGACGGUGAUGGGGUUCAUUCGGCUGCUGAGGUAUCCUCCGCAUCUGAUCGUUUCUGUCAAUGGUGCCCUUUCGUUCGCUGGACUGUAUGCGAUAUACGUGACAUUUCCAUCUGUCUGGGAAGAACGAUAUGGGUUUUCCAGCGCAGAGGUAGGGUACCUGUAUCUGGCUCCCGGAAUCUCACUCCUCAUUGCCUCAGUGCUCACAGGACGCCUUUCUGAUUACCGUCGGGCAAAGGCACUCAAAGCGGCACAGCAAGCUGCCGGGUCUGGGUCUGUCCUACCCGAGCAGAGGAUUUCCCUUCAAAUCUUUGGGUUUAUCAUAUCGGGCGCUGGAAAGGUGUUGUACGGGUGGUUCACUGCCCACGAGAUCCAUCCGAGUGCUGGGCUAGUCGGAUCAGGCAUCGCGGCUGUUGGGACGGCGAUCAUAUUCGUCACCAGCACUUCAUUCCAAACGGAAUGCGAUCCCUCGCAGGCGGCCAGCCUGGUGGCACUGGCGGGACUCGUCCGCAACAUCGCCGCGGCGAUAGCGGCGGUGAUUAUCGACCGGAUCGUGCGCAGCAUCGGGUACGGAUGGUGCUUUACCGGGCUGGGGAUCCUGGACGUUGCCUGCGUUGCGGGCGUUUUGCUCAUCAUGUGGAAGGGCCAGACCUUCCGUGAGCGUCGGCUCGCUCGAUCGUAG